Setaria italica (foxtail millet) is the source of this 1284-nucleotide messenger RNA. Its product is annotated as translation initiation factor IF-2, chloroplastic-like. The transcript has 6 exons. The coding region runs from base 1 to 1206 and encodes 401 amino acids. Lineage: Eukaryota; Viridiplantae; Streptophyta; Magnoliopsida; Poales; Poaceae. Gene Ontology annotation, biological process: translational initiation. The record is from RefSeq and is a predicted model, not a curated record. Gene Ontology annotation, molecular function: translation initiation factor activity; GTPase activity; GTP binding.
AUGAAGCUCCUCGUAAUCGGCGGGAUCGCUGGUGCAGCUGCAGAUGAUGAAGCCGCCAAUGGGAUCUCGGUUGAAGCCCCAACUUUCACUGACGGAGUUCCUUCUCCCGUCGAUGGAGCCGCCGCCGUUGCUACUGGAACCUCCGCCGAAGGCGCCAUCUCCGGAGCUUUGGGCGUUGGUGAAGUGCCUGAAGGUGCCGCAAUUGGAGAAGUAGGAAGGAAUGUGAAUGGAAGGAGGCGCCGGAGAACUGGAGGACUAAGGAAAGCGCUGGAGGGAGAAGAAGGCCUGUGCGCUGAGGAAGGAAGACGUAACAUUGCCCAGUUUCUCAAAAAAUGUUGGCAGGUUAUUGGCCUGAAUAAUGUUCCCCUUGCUGGUGAUGAAUUUGAGGUUGUUGACAACCUUGAUGUUGCACGUGAAAGGGCGAAUGAGCGUGCUGGAACACUGGAUAUAGAAAGGAUAUCUGCAAAAGCUGGUGAAGGGAAAGUCACACUCUCAUCAAUUGCAGCAUCAGUUUCAUCUGCAAAGCAAGCUGGAAUUGAUACACAUGGGCUAAAUGUCAUCCUAAAAGUUGAUUUUCAGGGUACGAUUGAGGCCAUUAGGCAAGCUAUCCAGGUGCUACCACAAGAAAAUGUCUCUCUGAGGUUCCUACUUCAAGCUCCUGGUGAUGUGAGUGUUAGCGAUGUUGAUCUGGCUGUUGCUUCGGAAGGAAUUAUAUUUGGCUUUAAUGUCAAAGCUCCAGGAUUAGUUAAAAACUAUGCUAAGAAGAAAAGUGUUGAAAUUCGGCUGUACAAGGUGAUCUAUGAUUUGAUUGAUGAUUUGCGGAAUGCCAUGGAAGGUCUUCUUGAACCUGCUGAGGAGGAAGUACCAAUUGGUACUGCGAAGGUUCGAGCUAUUUUCAGUUGUGGGAGUGGCAAGGUAGCAGGUUGCAUGAUUACUACAGGAAAAGUUGUUCAAGAUUGCAAUGUCCGGGUCCUUCGUAAAGGGGAAGAAGUAUAUGUGGGCUCACUUGAUUCCUUGAGAAGGGUGAAAGAAACUGUUAAGGAGGUUGGUGCAGGGCUAGAGUGUGGUAUUGGGGUAGAUGACUUUGAUGAAUGGGAGGAAGGCGAUGUUGUAGAAGCAUUCAACACUGUAAAAAAGGCAAGAACCCUUGAGGAAGCCUCUGCAACCGUGACUGCUGCUCUUAAGGAUGCAGGCGUCCAGCUGUAGAAUUGCGAUGAUCAUAUGCACUGAGCGGUUUAACAGCUAUAGCAGCCUGUGGCCAACAAUUUUUUGGCGACAAAGCUG